UUGAUUCAAAACGCCUUCUCGUCUCUCUCUCAUUCGUCCAAUCAUCCGUUUCUUGAAAUGUCAACCAAAUUCUGGUCAUUUAUUUAGCUCAAAACCAUACUCUUCAAAAGAGUUUUACUUUUUUUCACUUAUAAAUAACGAUGACUCCCCAGGACUGACUGAGAGCUCUCAGCCUAAGAUAAGCAACAACCAACAAAUAAAAAACUUUGAAUUUUUUUACUAUGGCAGAAGAAUUUAACGCUGGAAUUUGUGGAGAGACAUGGUGGAAUUCCUCGAAAACUAUGUGGGGGUGUUCUUAUCCGUGUCCUACGGGGAUUGCUGUCGACAUGGGAAGCUUCGUAUGGGGUGCUGAUAUGGCGGAUAUCAAGGCAAGGUCUUCCUAUGAGGAGUCUGAGGAUAGCUUAGCUUUCCAGCUGGGAGCUCAGCAAGGUGAUUCAGAUAGUUGUGGCACCAGUAUUUUACUUGAUUCAACCUUACAAAUGAUGGGUUUCAGCCUUUCGUCAUUGUCAACCUCGGACUGGAACCAGUCUUUGAUUCGGAGUAAUGGGAGAAGUGAAGGUUACGAUUCAAUUUUUCAACAAGGUAUGGAUUCUUGUCAAACCCAAAAGAAUUGGAGUCCAAGGAGCUAUGCAAGCCGCGGAGAAGAUUCUUCCAUUACCACUUUCAAGCCCAUCAAUCAGGAUUUCUCGUUGGAGCAGCAGAGGUUGAAUUCAGUAACCAGCUGCGAUAACAGUACAGCCACCUGCCAGUUUCCGAUGGAUUCAGUGUCAUAUGGGUACACAUCGACACUGUUACAAACUUUGUUUCAAUCUGAUCCUCAAUCCCAACAACAAUCAGUUUUCAACAACAACAGGUCAAUCAACUAUAUGUCGGCAGCAGCCACUUACGGGGCAAACUGUGGUACUGAAUCAUCACCUUCUUGGCCAAAAUUAGUUCCUUUAUUAAGGCCAUCAUUGCCAAAACAACCGCCCAAAAGUAGCUUGCACUUUACCAACAACAACACACCCUUUUGGAACGCUUCCGCCGCUGGUGUAAACGACGUCAAAGCCGGCUUUUUACCCUCGCGGCUGCAAUCCGAGUUUCUUUUACAAUCAUUAGAAGAAAAACCUAGUUGUCCCGGCCUAACGAAAAUGACUAAUACAGAAGAAGCUCGGAACUCGGGGUCAACGAUGAAGAAAGGAUUAAGCAGUGAGCCUCCAUCAUUGAAGAGGCCAAGGAUUGAAAUGCCACCGCCAUUACCAGCUUCCAAGGUUCGAAAAGAGAAGCUUGGGGACCGAAUCACUGCGCUCCAGCAAAUGGUUUCACCUUUCGGAAAGACCGAUACUGCAUCUGUUCUUCAUGAAGCUAGAAAGUUCCUCCACGAACAAGUCAAUGUUCUAAAUACUCCGUAUAUGAAACAAGCAGCAGCUUCAAUACAACAACAACAGAGCACUGAAAUUCCGGAACGAGAUCUAAGGAGCCUUGGGCUUUGUUUGGUGCCAAUCUCCAGCACAUUCCCGGUUGCUAACGAGACAGUUGAUUUUUGGACGCCAACAUUUGGUGGGACUUUCGGGUAGGAAACAGAGGACAAUUAAAUAAAAGCUAAAAGGAGUUUGUAUUGUACAACAACUAUACUGCGGUAGAUUAAGUACCAGACCCCAGUCCUGCCAUAACUUCAAUAUCCAUAAAGUGUAAAAAAAGAAAAGGUAAUGGAAAACUUAGAAGGAACAAGUGCUAAAUUCAGCGAAAAUUUGUUGAUGUUUAGGAGCUGAAUUUAGCAGAUUGUGGGGGAGGGGGUUAAAGAGCCCUUUUGUUCCUUUCGAGUAUGUGUGUAGGGCAGCGAUCAUCUUUUAC
This is a messenger RNA of Hibiscus syriacus, 1833 nucleotides long. Its product is annotated as transcription factor bHLH103-like. The record is from RefSeq and is a predicted model, not a curated record. Lineage: Eukaryota; Viridiplantae; Streptophyta; Magnoliopsida; Malvales; Malvaceae. Gene Ontology annotation, molecular function: RNA polymerase II cis-regulatory region sequence-specific DNA binding; DNA-binding transcription factor activity, RNA polymerase II-specific; protein dimerization activity. Gene Ontology annotation, biological process: regulation of transcription by RNA polymerase II. Gene Ontology annotation, cellular component: nucleus.